AGAGAGUGUGAGGGUGCGUGUGAGAGGGCCGUACGGGCGAUAAGUAAUAAACGAUAAGUAAUAACAAUCGAAAAAAGGACUCUCUCACACACUACACACUACUACACACACACUCACGUUUCCUAUUCCCUCGGCGUGUGCCCGCCUUUUUGGUGAACCCUCUUCCCCAACCUUACCGCCGCCGGUCGUCGUGGUGGUGGUGCUCGAUCUUUAUAUCUCUCGUCCCUCUUCCCACUUGCUCUCGAUCUUCCUUUUCCCCCUUCUCCACUUCCUCUCAAACAUUAUUGUUCGCAAUUCCUCCUCGUUGCUGUCAGAUUCGUGCGAUCGCAGCGCUGUGCUUCCUUGUUGAACCUCUUUAGACAUCUCCGUCUGAACAUUCCCGCCAUUGGAAAUUCCUCCACCCCGCCAAAUCUCCCUCACAACCCCCCAGAAUUUCAUUCUUCAAAAUGGCUACCGUAAGCCCUUACAUCUCAAACACCGCCAACCUUCAAAAAUACCUUUCGCUCCCGCAAAAAGGCAAGAUCAUUGCGGAGUACGUCUGGAUUGACUCCACCGGUGGCACUCGCUCCAAGUCAAGAACUCUCCCCAAAUACCCCGACUCAGUCAAGGAGCUUCCAGAAUGGAACUUCGACGGUUCCUCCACUGGCCAAGCGCCUGGUGACAACUCAGAUGUCUACCUUCGCCCAUGCGCUUUCUACCCGGACCCUUUCCGCCUUGGUGACAACAUCCUCGUCCUCUGUGAGACCUGGAUGUCCGACGGUACCCCCAACGCCUUCAACUUCCGCCACGAUGCCGCCGUCCUGAUGGAGAAGAACGCCAGCCACGAGUUCUGGUUCGGUCUCGAGCAGGAAUACACCCUCCUCGAUGUCGACGGAUGGCCAUACGGCUGGCCUCGUGGUGGUUUCCCGGCUCCUCAGGGCCCCUACUACUGCGGUAACGGUGCCGGAAAGGUCUUCUGCCGUGACAUUGUCGAGGCUCACUACAAGGCCUGCUUGUACGCCGAAAUUGCCAUCUCUGGUACCAACGCCGAGGUCAUGCCCGCUCAGUGGGAGUACCAAGUCGGUCCCUGCACCGGCAUUGAUCUCGCCGACCAACUGUGGAUGUCUCGUUUCCUCCUCCACCGCGUCGCCGAGGAGUUCGGUGUCAAGAUCACCUUCGCACCCAAGCCCAUCCCUGGUGACUGGAACGGUGCCGGUCUUCACAGCAACGUUAGCACCAAGGCGAUGCGUGAGGACGGCGGCAUGAAGCACAUCGAGGAGGCCAUGACCAAGCUCGAGGCCCGCCACAAGGAGCACAUGAAGGUUUACGGCGAGGGUAACGAGGCCCGUAUGACCGGUGCCCACGAGACCGCCUCCUACGACAAGUUCACCUGGGGUAUCGCCAACCGUGGUGCCUCUGUCCGUGUCAACCGCGCUUGCGCCGAGGAGGGCAAGGGUUACUUCGAGGACCGUCGCCCGGCCUCCAACGCUGACCCAUACCAGAUCACCGGCAUGAUCGUCGAGACGCUCUGCGGUAAAGUCGAGGGCCAUGACGUCUUUGCCAAGAUCGCCAACACCGAGGUCAACGAGCUCGACACCAAGGUCACCACCUCCCUCCCAUAGAUUACCUCUCACGACACAAUCCGUCCCUGAGAACGAUAGAUCGCUAUGACCAACCAAUGAAAACAAAAACCGAAUCACACAUACACACAAAAACAAGAGUCAAGGGACUAGGUGAUGGCAUGGGAAGGUGUUGACAGGAAGAGACAGAGCCACGUGCACAAGCGUUGGUAGUCGGUUCAGACGAUUCAUUUCGAUCUCUCCCGACAACCUCGCUGUGUCCGUGGCCUCUAGGAUAGGAAGACCAGUCGGUCGCAAGGAUAUCGAUGACCCAUGACCGCCAGAGAACCUUGCCGCCCGCAAAUUUUCCGACGACGUGGCAGCUACGAGUGUCAUCUCGUUCGCGUUGGCGGCAUUUCCGUAUCUGCUUUUUGGACAAGCAUGAUGAUUGAAGGCUUAGGAUUAGAAAACCUUUGAUGCGAUUUAGCACGACAAUGAAAUGAGAAUGAACCCAUUUUUACCCCACCUCAGAAUCGAAC
Messenger RNA from Dissoconium aciculare CBS 342.82, 2077 nucleotides. RefSeq lists its product as uncharacterized. The record is from RefSeq and is a predicted model, not a curated record. Gene Ontology annotation, molecular function: glutamine synthetase activity. Gene Ontology annotation, cellular component: cytoplasm. Lineage: Eukaryota; Fungi; Ascomycota; Dothideomycetes; Mycosphaerellales; Dissoconiaceae. Bases 447 to 1601 code for a protein of 384 amino acids. The transcript has 6 exons.